Messenger RNA from Guillardia theta CCMP2712, 3882 nucleotides. RefSeq lists its product as hypothetical. Gene Ontology annotation, molecular function: protein binding. NCBI's taxonomy places the organism in Eukaryota, Cryptophyceae, Pyrenomonadales, Geminigeraceae. The record is from RefSeq and is a predicted model, not a curated record. The coding region runs from base 1 to 3882 and encodes 1293 amino acids. The transcript has 4 exons.
AUGGCUUCAACCCAGUUACAGUCGAACUUUGAGACCAUAGAACAGGCUCUGAACGAUACUGUCCUUGAGAUGAAAUGCCUCAAAGGACACCUGCUUACUCCCUUCACGCUCGCUUAUUCCCAGUCCUUUCGUUGCGACAAGUGCUCUACCGUCAUUCGCUCAGCAGCCAUUGCGUUCAUCAUCAAGUCAAUCAAGGAGAGCAAUGAUUCCUUCGCAAUAAUGACUGAGAACGAGAUCGUGAACACUGAAACUUUCAAAAAAAUGCGGGAACGAGCGCAUGAGAUAUCCAAGAUGCACAGGUCCGAUGACGACAAGCACAAAACUUGGCGAUGCAACACAUGCGACUUCGACGUUUGCUACGACUGUGCGCUCAUGGCGGUGAAGGAGGCAGAAGCAGAAGAGCUGGCACACCAGCAUGAACUGGCGGAGAUCGGCGACCAAAAGGUCAUGAUCGAUUGCACUUCCGACCCCGAGGUGUCGCGGGUGAUGCCAGAGGAGGUGGAGCCAUACUUCUCGGACGUCAAGAUCCUUCCUGAUGGUGCGUUUGUGUUGCUGGAGAACGGAAAGGCGGGCAGGAUCCCACUGGCCAAGUGCCUGCAGCUCUUGAGCUUGUCUCAGACGGCGAGCAAGGAGAGGCUCGUGGGCUCAAGGCGCUACCCGGCGAAGCUUGGCAUGCGGGUGAAGCUGUCAGGUCAGUGCCAUGACAGCUUUCUCAACAUGGCGAGCGGAGGAGGAGUAGGAGAGAUUGUUGACAAGGACAAGGGAGGGCUGUUCUGUCACGUGAAGUGGGAGAGGACUGGAAUGACGACCUCUGCCAUGACUGGUUUCCAUGAGGAGGAGGGCUCCUGGGGGAUCCGCCUGAAUCGCAUCUCACCGCAGCUCGCUCAAGUCUCGCACAUUGACGACGGAGCGCUGGGAGGGGACGGCGAGAGGCUGUACAACUACCUGCACCACGGGGAUCACGUUGUCGCGAUCAACCACGUGCCGAUCUCGAGGGUCAGCAACGUCAACCAGUACGAGUUCGGGCCUGUGGCCUCCAAGGUGACGCUGACACUCGUGGAUGACUCGGAAAAGUGGGACGUGGAGGUGCUGCGAACGAAGGUGGAGGAGGAGCAUGACGCUUCAAACAUUCACCCUCGGGGGAUCUACCACCUUGAGUUCGUCGGUGAGGACCUUGCCUUCGAUGCGAUGGUGGAGACCUCGUACGCUCAGUUCAAGAAGGAGGGGAUCUGCUUGCACCAGUGCCCAGUCAUCGAGGAACCUGCUAAGUCCAUCGCCUUCCUCGGAGUGGGAAAGGCUCGCUACCUCGUCAUCGAGCUCUAUGACUCGGGGUUCAAGAAAGGGAUGGCCAAGGGAAGGCAGGCCGACGGCAGGAAGGAAGAGGCCGACAGCCAAGAGUUCGCUUACGAUCUGCAAGAUCUCCUCGAUUACCUGAACCUGGGCAAGCAGGCAGAUGUCGUUGAUCCAAGUGGACGCGACCAGGACGACGUGUUUGAGCAGAUGUCGGACUGGAUGCAGAAUCUCUUCAACACGUUUGGAGUCCCUUCGGAGAAGGGAGGAUACGCAGGGAGCGUGAAGGAGUCGGAGGCGUCGGGGGUGACGAAGAAGACGAAAGGGACGGAGAAGGAGCUCAACAAGUUGUUCAACGAGUGUAACGUGUCGUACAACACUCGCAAGAAGAUUGCCGAGAAGAGCGGGCCGCAGCAGCGCAAGAUCUUGGAGAGCAUCUACACGUCGAGAAGCUACAAGUACCACGCCCUCGCCCUCAACCAGAUUGACAUGAAGCCCAACGAGCGGCUGGAGUUUCGGAACCAUCCCCCCCUCCUCCGCGCGAUCUUCUGCAACGACUUGGAGGUGCUGAAGAGGCUGCUGGAUUCUGGAGCGGACGUAUACAAGAGGAGUCAGUUCCAGUUCCAGCUGAGCGGGUUUCAGCUGGCCGUGUACCUGGGCUGUCUGGACGCGAUCAAGCUGAUGAGCGAGAAGGCGCCCAUCGACGUUGACUUCUGCUUCAACCCGGAGGCCAGGAAGGCCUCUAAGGAACUGACGCGCGUGCUCGGGAGGAUGACGGAGGUCCAACAUGACAUGGACACACUGAGGACCAGAUAUGAGGCUCUGAGCGCAAAGAGGGAGGGCGGGGGGCGGCAGGCGCUGCUGGACGAGAUGGAAAGGAUCAGGGGCAAGCUCUCCCUGGCCAACCACAACCUGAAGCUGAUCGAGGAGAAGGCGAGGGAAAGCCUCGAGCUCAAGCUGGAAAUGGACGCGAGCGUCGUGGACCUGAACGCGCGGUGCCCUUUGAUCCUGGCCUGCGCCAGCAAGAACCUCUACAUGAUCGUUUUCCUCACCCUCCUCAACGCGCAGACGGAGGUCGGCAUCCCCAGCGUCCCAGGGAGAGCAGGGAGCCCGAUGAAGCUGACGGCAUGGUGCGACCUUCACUUCCCCAUAGGCUCCUACCUCCUGCGGCAGCAGUUUGACCUCCUCGAGUCUCGCGGGUUCACGCAAACGCUGCUGCAAGAGCCUCUCUUCACCGUCUUCUACCACUGGGUGUCUGCCCCCCCCUGGGAGAGCUCGUGGAACCAGGAGGAGGACUCCCUCCUCCUCAAGCUCGCAGCUGAGCUGGAGAAGGACUGGGCCCUGAUCGUGCGCGAGUUUCCCGGGAGGAACGCGAGGCAGCUGAAGAGGAGGCAUCGCCUGCUGAUGCAGGACACGAAACAGGAGGAGGACAUAUUCCAUCUGGGCAUGUCAUUCUCGCAGCUGCAGGAGGGGAUGCGGCACAUUGGCCUGUACCCGCACGUGCUGAAGGACUCGCGGCUGGAAAGAUUGUUCAUCCUCUCCAAGCAUCCCAACAAGAAGAAGCUGUUUGCUGGGGACAGCGAGGCUGCGCUUGACUACGUGAGCAUCGAGAGGAGGAGGCUUGAGGAGAUGAGCAUCGGAUACGAGCACUUCGACUGGAUCCUCAAGGUGGUCUGCAAGAAGUACCUGCGGGGCAUGAAGAGGAGCGACUUCGUUCACCGCUACUUCAUCAGCAUCCUCACGGCCCCGGCGCAGGAGGAGGGAGAGACGCAGAUUGAGCAGCUACUCAACCACCUCGCUUUCUCCUUCGGAGUCCACAUGCCCAUCCUCAAGAUCCGCUGGAACCUGCACAAGCCUCUCAUGCGCUACCAGCGAGCCGACGUCAUGCAGACGGCGGCGGCGAUGGAGGAGAUCGAGUCUGACUUGGACGAGGACGAGGACGAGGACGAGGAGGUGGAGGGGCUGGUGGUGCCGCAGGGCUCGUCGAGGGCGAGGAGCGUGGUGUCAGCGUCAGUCACGCUCGACCCUCGCAAGCCCAGCGACUUUGCCAGGAUGAUCGACAACCCCGUCAACUUCCAGGCGAGGUACAACAUGUCCAAGGCCGCCUCCCAGCUGCAGUCCAGCGAGAACAGGAGCGCGAGCUCCAAGACCUCGGCGACGAGGAAGGGGAAAGUGAUAAGGAAGAUGCAGGAGGAGGAGACGGUGAAGGCGAGGUACCAACGAGCCAUUGCUAAGACUUGUGGGCACAACCGGCAGGUGCAGGACCUUUCCUCGCAGAUGGUCGAGAAUACGCUGUCCUCCGUCCUGAUGCGCAGCACGCUGACGAUGGAGGAGGAGGCGGAGACGUCGGGGGCAGACCUGCUGCGGGAUAAGAGCAGGAUGGAUCAGAGCAUGGAGGAGAUGAAGUACUGGACUAGAGUGAAGAAGCUCGAGCAGCAUGAGAUGAGAGCUGUCGAUGACCCUCAACCAGGCCGCAAGAGCCUCAAGAUGAAGACCGACGGCUUCAUCGACAGCACAGCUCACUUCCCGACCCUCAACAUCUUCAGCGACUACUCAGUGCUGACAGGAACGCAGAAGAAGAAGGGACAGUGA